UGUGUUCACACUACCGGACACGAUCAGUAAGCGCGAGGGAGACGUAAUGUAAGCUCGUGUGUUUGGGUCAUAUCUAUGGAUCGUUCAGUCUUAUAAUUCACACAAACUCAUAAUAUAAUCAUGCCGAUGAAAGGCAGAUUCCCCAUACGGAGAACGCUGGAGUAUCUGCAGAAAGGAGAAGUCGUGUUUAAAAACUCGGUGAAGAUUAUGACUGUCAAUUAUAACACACAUGGAGAUCUGAGUGAAGGAGCAAGGAAGUUUGUUUUCUUCAACAUCCCUCAAAUCCAAUACAAAAAUCCCUGGGUUCAAAUAAUGAUGUUUAAAAACAUGACUCCAUCUCCAUUCCUCAGAUUUUACCUCGAUGAUGGUGAGCAGGUGCUGGUGGAUGUUGAAGGUAAAGACCAUAAAGAAAUCACACAUCAUGUCAAGAAGAUCCUUGGCAAGUCAGAUAAAGUCCUUGAUGCCGAGGCGCUGGCUAAAAUGGAGUUGUCAAACCCUGCUAACUUUGGGCCCAAGAAAUAUUUUCUGCGCGAGUGUAUGAGUGAAGUGGAGGGUCAGGUUCCCCAUCCGGGUCUCGUACCCCUUCCCAAAGAGAUGACCGGCAAAUACAAAUCCAAACUGGCUGCUGGCUCAGAUGAUUAAGAACUGUUACCUCGGGGUCAAUUUUUUUGCAUUUACAUUUUAUGACAUUCAUUUCCAUUUCAAUUUUCAGUGUUCAUUCUAAUAAAGUAUUUGUCAAAUA
Molecule: messenger RNA, 742 nt
Organism: Paramisgurnus dabryanus
Lineage: Eukaryota; Metazoa; Chordata; Actinopteri; Cypriniformes; Cobitidae
Gene: mrps25
Product: mitochondrial ribosomal protein S25
Cellular component (GO): mitochondrion
Molecular function (GO): structural constituent of ribosome
Source: RefSeq, a predicted model, not a curated record